AGCAGUAACUGUAUUUUUAGCUGUAAUGUCUGGACGCGGAAAGCAGGGAGGCAAGUCCCGCGCCAAGGCCAAGUCCCGCUCAUCCCGCGCCGGCCUUCAAUUCCCGGUGGGCCGAGUGCACCGCUUGCUCCGCAAAGGCAACUACGCCGAGCGGGUGGGGGCCGGCGCGCCGGUUUAUCUGGCUGCAGUGCUGGAGUACUUGACCGCGGAAAUCCUGGAAUUGGCGGGUAACGCGGCCCGCGACAAUAAGAAGACGCGCAUUAUUCCUCGCCAUUUGCAGCUAGCCGUUAGAAAUGACGAAGAGCUCAACAAAUUACUUGGUGGUGUCACCAUUGCCCAGGGCGGCGUCUUGCCCAAUAUCCAGGCCGUCUUGUUGCCCAAGAAAACGGAGAGUCACAAGCCCGGCAAGAACAAGUGAUUCAGAGGCGUGACACGAUCCCCGCCUACCCAAAGGCUCUUUUAAGAGCCAACAAAAGUCGCAAAUAAAGGGCUGACCACGACAUAGCGUAUUAGCUCCUUUUUUGAUAAUGUGGGUGGCUCUAAAAAGAGCCUUUGAUCUUACGUUGCAUCAAGACUUAUUUACUUUUGGCUUUGUGGCUUUCGGUUUUCUUUGGUAAUAGAACGGCCUGGAUGUUAGGCAAGACACCGCCCUGGGCGAUGGUGACCUUGCCCAGCAAUUUGUUCAGCUCCUCGUCGUUACGGAUGGCUAGCUGAAGAUGACGAGGAAUGAUGCGCGUCUUCUUGUUGUCUCGGGCCGCAUUACCCGCCAAUUCCAAGAUUUCCGCGGUCAGAUACUCGAGGACGGCCGCCAUGUAGACGGGCGCGCCGGCCCCCACCCGCUCGGCGUAGUUGCCUUUGCGGAGCAAGCGGUGCACUCGGCCUACCGGGAACUGAAGACCAGCUCGGGAAGACCGCGACUUAGCCUUGGCGCGAGCCUUGCCUCCCUGUUUUC
Choloepus didactylus (southern two-toed sloth) is the source of this 952-nucleotide messenger RNA. RefSeq names its product histone H2A type 2-B. NCBI's taxonomy places the organism in Eukaryota, Metazoa, Chordata, Mammalia, Pilosa, Megalonychidae. The record is from RefSeq and is a predicted model, not a curated record. Gene Ontology annotation, cellular component: nucleosome. The coding region runs from base 26 to 418 and encodes 130 amino acids. Gene Ontology annotation, molecular function: protein heterodimerization activity; structural constituent of chromatin; DNA binding. The transcript has a single exon.